Molecule: messenger RNA, 1527 nt
Organism: Cyprinus carpio (common carp)
Lineage: Eukaryota; Metazoa; Chordata; Actinopteri; Cypriniformes; Cyprinidae
Product: adenosine receptor A1
Biological process (GO): G protein-coupled receptor signaling pathway
Cellular component (GO): membrane
Molecular function (GO): G protein-coupled receptor activity
Source: RefSeq, a predicted model, not a curated record
AUGUAUUCCAUGUGGCUAUAUUCCCUGAUUCAGUGUGUAAUAGCGGUGCUGGUGAUCGGAGUGAGUGUGAGGUUGUGCUUGACUGCUGGCUGUGCUGCAGCUGGUCCAGGAACUAGAAGCUGGAGCACAUCUGCAUGCCUGAAGCUCUGCCUCUGCUUGGUCGGGUCAGUGGGCAGUAUUGUGGACGCUCCUUUGUCUGUGCUGUUGAACCUGAGGAGCUCCCAGUGCCUGUACACCUGUAUUGCCAUGAUCUCUUGCCCCCUCCUGCUCAGGCAGUUCACCGUGUGCCUUCUGCUUCUACUCACCCUUAAUACACACCUACAGAGCCGCCUGGGGAACAGAUAUGCAGGCUUAGUGACUCGUAGGCGGGUUUUGUGCUUGGUGCUGCUCUGCUGGGUCAUUUCAGUGAUCAUCGCCUUCGGCCAGUUCAUCGUUUCCAACUCUUCGGAUACCUCGGGAGCGUCUGUGGAUGACGAUACGGCUGGACUGGGGAUGGAUGAAUGGCCUGAAGCCAAUUAUACCACCCCUGCCCUCCCUCCCAAACGUCCCUACCCAAAGGAUCGCUCUGUAAUUGGGCAGUUCUUGCCUUACGGAGGAUUUCUUUCCAAGUUCCUGGUGGAGGACAAUGAGAACUUCACAUAUGCGGAGAUCCACGGCAGCCAUUGGGGCAUCUGUGCCCCCGACACCACGCUCAGUCCAGUCUUCAUGGUGUAUGUUUAUGCCGUCACCGUGUUUGUUAUCCCUUUGUUUGUUCUGUCGGGUGUGUAUCUGGAUUUAAUGUGUUUCAUGCCACAGCAGGUUCCAGCGAACUCCACAUUUUCUCAGAAACGAAGCUCAGUGCAGUCUCGCUCAUUGGCUCUCUCCAUUUCUCUACUAGUAAUGCUUUGCCUGCCCCUGCACAUCACCCACGCUUUGUUACUCUUCGCCCCGAGCGCCGCAAGACCCAGCUGGACCUCUCUGAUGGCCUCUGUUCUCUUCCAGAUGUAUAGCCUAGUGCCCCCUCUUCUCUUCACCAACACCUCUCAGCAGGUAGGCUUCGAGUGCUCCUUGUUAUCCGCGCCCAACCUGACCUCGAGGGUUCUCUCCUCUCGAGUCAAAUCUGUGGGGAGUGCUUUCCGUUCAGUGGAAGAUUUCAGUCACCCUGGACAAACACUGAAAGUCAAAGCUUCUCCAGAGAUAUGAUGGGAUGUCAUGUGAAGAGGGCACUUGCACCAAAAGUUAUCUGUAGAGUCUUUGCAUGGGUUAUUUGAAAUUAUUGAGUAAAACUAAUCCAAUACUAGCUCAUGGCAGAUGCCAGGCUUUCUGCAUUGAUCCAUGUCAAUUCAGAUUGAAUUAAAGAAGUGUGUUGCUGCACAAUGAUUUACUUCAUGCUUUUUUAUAUUGUAUGAAACCUAAAACUAAAGUAUGACUACAAGGGUAACUUUUUGAGCCCUCUGUAAUUAUUAUACACCUACAUAUCCCAUUUCUCCAAAAUGUAGCCAUUUAAAUAUAUUUUAAUAUCUAUUUAUAUAGGCACAUUUUAAUAUU